AUGGAAGUAUUAAGAAGGGGUGAAUUAUUUAAACCAAGAAUUAAAAGAAGCAGGAGCAUAAUUGAAAGAGAAGAAGGUAAUAAGGAACAUGAUAAUAAUAAUCAAAUAGUGCUUUAUGGAAAUUCUUUUAAGAACAGUUCGUUGUGUUAUGCAUGGAAUGCAUAUUUUGAUAAGAACAAGAUUAAAAAAAAUAUUAUGGUGUGUUGCGAUUUAAACAAAAUUUGUGAUGAUAUAUUAAAAGGAGUAGAAGAUAAUAGUUUUACUAUGAAAACAUUUUCCUUUUUACUUAUUGGAGUAUGUAAUAUAUACAAGAAAAAGGUGUAUUUUAUUGGUCAAGACUAUGAAUUUUUAAAAAGAAAGAUAAUGUCUUUGUACAAAAAUAAAGAUCAGGAUUCGAAUGAAUUGAUAAGAGGAAAAGAUGCUAAAAGAAGAAAAGUAGGAAAAGAUAAUGAUAAUCAAAACUCAAAUAAAAAAAGGCUAAAUAGGACGUCUCUUAAUAUAAAAAGGGGAUCAAUAGGUUUAAAUGAAUUAAUACCAACAGGAAUUGAUGAUUUCACGGGUAGAAAAUCACGUUUUUCGGUAAAUGCUGAUGAAAUAAGUAUAACUGGAACUCAGAAUAACAAUUAUAAUGAUAUAUUUAAUGAAAACGAAAUGAACAACCAGAUACUUAUGGACAUUUCAAAUUUUAAUUAUCAUAAUUUUGAUAAUGAGAAUGGCAAUUAUAGUGGCACCUACAGUGGUAAUUAUGACGAUAAUUAUAGCGGUAAUUAUAACGAUAAUUACAACGAUAAUUACAACGAUAAUUACAACGAUAGUUACAACGAUAGUUACAACGAUAGUUACAAUGGUAAUUAUAGUACUCAGCAUGUCAUGGAAAAGGUGCUAGAAGGAUCUUACGUUUCUAGAAAUAGUAUUCCAAUGAACAAUUUUGAUGGGUUACAUUUGAAUAGAGCAUUAUCUGAAUCCAUUCUUCCAAUGGACAACCUGAAUGUAGAUAAUUCAAUAUUGAAUAAUGUGAUUCCAAAGAAUAUGUUUUCCAAUUUUGAAAAUUCUUUAAAUGAAAAGAGCAUGGGAGGGGAAUACAAUAAUUUAGAAUUGAAUCCGUUGAACAGGAGUAAUAUUUUUUCAUCCAUGAACCUUUACAAUAAUGUGGAAAAUAAUAACGCUAUUAAUAAGGAAUAUUCUAAUGUAAAUAAUAUGAAUAUCCAAAAUGACUACACAAAUGUGAUGAGCGGGCAACUAUCAGGUAUAUAUAGAUAUGAUAGCAAUAAUAAUGCCAAUAAUUCGAAUAAUGCUAAUAAUUCUAAAAAUGCGCAUAAUGCUAACAAUAGUAAUAAUAGUAAUAAUAAUAAUAAUAGUAAUAAUAAUAAUAAUAGUAAUAAUAAUAAUAAUAAUAAUAAUAAUAAUAAUAAUAAUGAGGAUGUGCAUAAUGACAAUAAUGCGUUUCAUCAUCCCUUCAGCUAUGUGAACGGUCAGGAAAAGGAAAAUAAUAUAUACGGAGGAAGUAUGAUAAAUCAUAAUAAUACUGGUUUAGCAAACAGUUUGAAUGGUUUUAUGAACACAUCGCGAGAUUUUCAAAAUGCGUCAUAUGAUCAUAUGGCAUCCAUAAAUAACUAUAAUAAUAAUAACAGUAGUAAUUGUAACCGAAAUGCAAAUAACUUUGUGUCUCCCUUUCAUAACAUGCACAGUUCAGGAAACAAUAGAAAAGAUUUGUAUAAUUUAAACCCGUUCAUGAGCAUGUAUUCAAUGAACAACAACAUUAACAACAAUAAUCACAACAACAUUAACAACAAUAUUAAUAAUGUAGAUAAUAUGAACACUUAUGGGUACUUUUCACAAAGGAUACAAAACAACUUUGGUGAUUUAGAUGCCAUGAGUAAUGUUAUGGUGGGAAGUAUGUUCAGCCCUCAGAAGAAAAAAAAUAUGACAAGGAAAAAUGACUAUUUGAAUUUUUUAAAUUAUGAGACAUAUCAGAACUUUGAUUAUUUUGAUCAGAAGGAUGACGACGCGUUCAUUAAGAAGUUGAACACAUUGCUAGGAUUAGAUGAUAACGAAGAAGAGGAGAAGGAUAAAGAGCGCAUGGUUAAUGUAGGAGAAGGUAAUACUGCAAAGGGGGUUUCUAGUCCAGUCAAUGGGGAUGACAAUAAUAAUAACAGAAAUAAGUCAACCGACGAUGGGAAAGAAAAGGACGGAAAAGAUAAUCCAAAUUCGUCGAGCAAUGAUGUGGAUAAAAAUAAUCAAAUAAUUCUGAACGAAGAAGAAGAUAAAAGAAGAGAACUUUCCGCUUCAAAUGGAAAUGAAAACCAUCAAAUAGUAAAAAAACGGAAAUUAGAAAAACAUAUAAUAGACAAAAAUUAUAUAAUAAAAGAUUCAGUUAUUAGAGAGAUGCUAAAAAAUGAAAGUGUAAAUUAUAAGUACUUUUUAAUUGAUUCUAUAAACAAAGAAAUAAAUGAAAAAAUUCAAAAGGAGUAUCCAGCAUUUCAAUAUUUCUUUUUACAGACAAAUAAUAAUGAUAAAAUAAAACCACAACUUAAAUUGGAAAUAAAUUUUGGAUAUGAUUCAUGUGAUUAUGAGAAAAAAAAGAAGGCACUUGAAAAUUAUUUAAGCUACUCAGUAAAUAACAAAUCGUAUUUAUAUGAAAAUAAAAAUGUGUUUGAGCAUUUUAAUAUGAAAAAAUGUUUAGAUAAUAUUGAUGAACAUAUGAUAUCUAGUGAGAAUGAUAUCAUGACGAAUAAUUUCUUAUCCUUUGAAGACGGACGUGAAGAAGGGACAAUGAGAAGUGAUAUGAUGAAUUUUGAGGAAGUGAGAGAACAGAUAAAUAUAAUCCCAUUCGAUUCACAAAAUAUGAAUACAGAUGAAUAUAAAAAUAGGUUUAGUGUAGAUCCAUUAUUAUCUCAAAAUGAUCAACUAGAUUUGAAUCUGAAUGACUUAAAUUUUAAGGAUGAUGAUAUGGAUUAUAGGAUACAUUUAGAAAGUCAGAUGUCGAAAAGCUUGAUUAUGUAUAAAGACGAUGAGGAUAGUAUUAAUAAAAGUAAUGAUUUACAGAGUAUUAAUUUUUUAAGUGAUAGACUGAACGACAAAUUAGACGCAGAAUUCAACUGCCCUUCUUUGGAUAUAUCUGUUAACUCUAAUCAAGAUUUUUCUAAUAUUUUUAGUAAAGACAAUGAAAGUUCAUUACUAGAAGACAGAAAUUUAGAAGUGAAUAUUAAUCUGAACCAAGAUUUUGAUUUGAUUGCAAAAGAGUUAUUAGAGGUCUAUAAAAGUUUAUCAACAAAAGUUAAUUAUAUAUUCUUCGAUCUAAUUACAAAAAAUAGAAAAUCAAAGGAUGAAAUUUCUAUUUUGUUUUAUAUCACCUUACAUUUGGCUAAUUUGGGCUACAUACAUAUGAUGCAAAAACCUGUUCUUCCUGACCAGCUAGAUUAUUAUGAGGAAAAUUUUUCGAGACCCAUACUGAUACAGUACAUUGUUCAGGAGAAGAAUAACUGA
Plasmodium malariae is the source of this 3486-nucleotide messenger RNA. RefSeq names its product conserved Plasmodium protein, unknown function. The record is from RefSeq and is a predicted model, not a curated record. The transcript has a single exon. The coding region runs from base 1 to 3486 and encodes 1161 amino acids. Lineage: Eukaryota; Apicomplexa; Aconoidasida; Haemosporida; Plasmodiidae. Gene Ontology annotation, molecular function: chromatin binding; protein binding. Gene Ontology annotation, cellular component: synaptonemal complex; cohesin complex. Gene Ontology annotation, biological process: mitotic sister chromatid cohesion; replication-born double-strand break repair via sister chromatid exchange; synaptonemal complex assembly.